This is a messenger RNA of Exophiala bonariae, 1416 nucleotides long. RefSeq lists its product as uncharacterized. The record is from RefSeq and is a predicted model, not a curated record. Lineage: Eukaryota; Fungi; Ascomycota; Eurotiomycetes; Chaetothyriales; Herpotrichiellaceae. The transcript has 3 exons. Gene Ontology annotation, molecular function: oxidoreductase activity; FAD binding. The coding region runs from base 1 to 1416 and encodes 471 amino acids.
AUGUCUGACACGGUACAAAUCCUCCACCCGGCCGAUGAUGGCUAUGAAAACAUCCGGAACAGAUGCUUCAAUGCUCGCGUUCCGAAUCGUCGACCUGCAGAAAUUGUUUUACCUUGGACCACUGCGGAAGUAGCAUAUGCAAUCAAAAGGGCCAACGCACAGGGUCUUAAAGUAGGGGUUCGUUCUGGUGGACACCAUUUUCCAUGCUCGCCAUUGCGAGAUAGUGGAAUGCUGCUUGAUCUGAAAGACCUCAAUAAGGCCUUUGACUACAAUAAGGAUACGAAGAUAAUCAGCUUCAGCCCUGCUCACACCGUACAAGACAUAUCAACCACUCUCAGGCCUCACAAGCGAUUUUUUCCGCAUGGCCAUUCCAGAACCGUCGGCAUGGGUGGCUUUUAUCUUGCAGGCGGUCAAGGCUGUUUUGUUCGAGGAUGGGGUUACACUUGUGAUGGAUGGGUCACCCAGCUGGAGGUCGUCACAGCGAAUGGCGACAUUGUAAUCGCAAAUGCGACAGAAAAUCAAGACCUGUUCUGGGCAGCUCCGGGCAGCGGUGUAGGGUUCUUCGGAGUCAUAACAAGGAUGUGGGGGAAAACUAUUCCAUCGAAAAAAUUGUACGACGUAUCAUAUAUCGUGGACUCGACAGAUAUCUUUAAGCCUCUACUAAAAUGGUCACUCCAGACAGCGGAGAGGGUUCCAAGAUACGGGAGCGACUUAUUUAUCUGCACUUUCUAUGCUGAUGCCGAAGAAAAGACCACGGAGGACGAGUCAAAAGCGAAACGAGUGUUCAUGUUACUCAACCAGACGGUGCACUGUGAUUCUAUGGAGGAAGCCUUGGUCCUAGCGAGCCCAUGGCAAAGUUUUCCAGACGCCUUUCGGAAACAUCUAGUCGCCGAAAUCCCCAUGACUGAGCGACAAUGGGAAGAGCUGUGGGAUCUUCAAGAACGGUUCCAACCCCACGGGGCGGGAGAGCGAUGGAAGGUCGACAGCGUGAUAAGCGAUGCUACUGUUUCGCUAGACGAAUUUGUUGACAAGAUAACACCUGCUCUUUUUGACCUUCCAACACGUCGUGCUACAGGGGCGAUCAUUCCGCUGGACUAUAUACCUGACGAGGCUGACCAUGCUUUGAGUUUGCCGCAGAAGUCUACUGUCUCAACCUUGGUCUGCUAUUCAGAUCCGGCACUUGACGCCAAGGUAGACACCUGGAUGAAGAAAACCUAUACCGAAUUAGAAAAAGUCGCUGUUGGUAUCUAUGUUGCAGAUCAUGACAAGGAUCAACGCCUAUCACGAGUGAUGACAGACUCAGCUCUUCGAAAGUGGCUCAAGAUCAGAGCGAAAUACGAUCCAUAUGAGUUGUUUACAGGGCAUCAUGGAUUUGAUAACGUUCUCCCGGAGAAUCAAGCAAAUGGACGCACGUAA